AUGGCGAUCGAUGAACCCUCUUCUCCGUUGCCAGCUCUCGACAUACCAGUCAUCGAUAUCUCCGGAUAUCUGGCAGGCGACAUCAAAGCUACCAAAACCAUUGCAUUGCAACUGAACGCAGCAGCGCAGGCUCCAGGGUUCUUCCAGAUAGUCGGUCACGAUAUCCCAGCAGAUCUGCGCGAAACGCUUCUGGACCGCGUCGUUGCCUUUUUUGCACUCCCAGCAGACCAAAAGAAUGCACUGCAUCGCAACAACUCCAAAGCCCUUCGUGGCUUCGAGACUCUUGGUGAACAACAGCUUGAACCCGGGUAUGCGGAUGUGAAAGAAGGCUUUAUGGUUGGCGCAGAAGUUGAAAGCAAGAACGCCAGAUUUUUGCAGGGACCAAAUCAAUGGCCUGCGAAAGGUCAGGGCGAUGGCCUGGAGGGCACGUUCAUGGAGUACUUCCAUAAGAUGCGCGAUCUGAGUAGGAUCAUGUUUCGACUUGUGGCUUUGAGCCUCUCUUUGGACGAAUCUUUUUUCGACGACUUUGCCUCUGGACAGGAUUCAAUCGCCAUGUGUCGUGCACACAUGUAUCCGCCAGUGUCGCUUGAAGCGUCGCUGAAGUCUCGUGGCAUCGGCGCGCACACGGACUUCGGUGCUUUGACUUUGCUGUUGCAAGACGACGUCGGUGGCUUGGAGGUCUUCCAUCGCAAGACAGAGACAUGGCAUCCAGUCAAGGUCGUCAAAGACGCAUUUGUCGUCAAUGUCGGAGACAUGCUAGAGCGAUGGACGAACAACCAUUAUACUUCAUCUCUUCACCGAGUCACAUCACCAAUCAGCGACAAGUAUCGCUAUAGCGUGGCAUUCUUCAAUGAGGGCCUCUUGGAUCAAACCAUCGAGUGUAUCCCGACAUGUUUGGCUGAUGGUGAGAUACCUUUGUAUGAGGCAGUGCGUGUAGAAGAACAUUUGCGACAAAGAUAUGGAUCAAGCUAUCUCGUUUGA
Molecule: messenger RNA, 981 nt
Organism: Aureobasidium namibiae CBS 147.97
Lineage: Eukaryota; Fungi; Ascomycota; Dothideomycetes; Dothideales; Saccotheciaceae
Product: putative gibberellin 20 oxidase
Exons: 4
Coding region: 1-981 (326 amino acids)
Molecular function (GO): dioxygenase activity
Source: RefSeq, a predicted model, not a curated record